This is a messenger RNA of Eucalyptus grandis, 2175 nucleotides long. RefSeq names its product protein trichome birefringence-like 6. Gene Ontology annotation, molecular function: O-acetyltransferase activity. The coding region runs from base 345 to 1955 and encodes 536 amino acids. Gene Ontology annotation, cellular component: Golgi apparatus. The record is from RefSeq and is a predicted model, not a curated record. Lineage: Eukaryota; Viridiplantae; Streptophyta; Magnoliopsida; Myrtales; Myrtaceae. The transcript is spliced from 5 exons.
CUCCCUCGCUCUCGCCCGCACAUCAUCUUCCAUUCAUUCCUCUGUUCUUUUAAGAUAUCCUGUAACAUCUUCCCACCUUUCCCAAUUACAUAACAUUACUCGAUCCACUUCGACAGCAGGCCUUCACAUGCACGUGUGUCCACGUCCACUGCACCAAGACCAAAAAUUCACGACCAAUCCUGUUCUCCCUCCUGUCUUUGACUUCCAUCCAAAGCAUAGCAUCCCCAUCCCAGCCCUCCCUCAACACAAACAUUGAAAAAAAUUUAAAAGUACUAGAGAGAGAAAAGGGGGGAGAGACUGAGAAACCCCUGGCAACAGUGAGGGUAGCAGACUAGCAGUAGCACAUGGAGAGGCAGAGGAGUUUCUCUGUCAAGUCCUCUAAACUCCUGAUCUUUUCCCUCACCGUCUCUUCCUCACUCGUCUUCUUCACCUUCUUCUCCGUCUGGGCCUUCAAGAUCACUCCUCCCGCCCGCCCAGAAACCCACCUCCACUUCAACUUAACCGCCGUCUCUCUCGCCAGAAACCCCUUGACUGUUCAGAAACUGACCGGAUUUAGUGGGAAUUCGUCGGCAGUCGGCGCGAAAGGUUCGAUUUUGAUCGAUGCCCAUCUUGAGAAGCCCCACGAUGCUUCUAGAAAUGCAUCUGGGUAUCUGGAAUUCUCAGCUCCGAGGGAGAUUCAGAAUGAUGGAAGUGACUCCGAAGUGCCGGCCGACCAAGACACUGCGUUCGAAGCACUCUCUGAGAAUGACGAUGCUUCGGGUGGUCAAGAAAUCGAAGCGGCAGACUCAAAUGAGAGCACUGAUCCAGAGCAAGUUGUAGUGGCGAUAAGUGAAGGAAUCGAAGAGGGGAGAGAGGAAGCGACAGCAUCGCAGCAAGAGGAAGGUUUAGUCAGUGUGGCGAUUGAAGGAGAGAGUUCAGGAGGUUGUGAAUUGACGAGAGGGAAGUGGGUGUACGACGAGAGCUAUCCUCUUUACACGAAUGCUUCCUGCCCUUUCAUAGACGAAGGUUUCGAUUGCGAGGGAAAUGGAAGACCAGACAAAGACCACGCGAAGUGGAGAUGGCAACCGCAGGGUUGUGACUUUCCAAGGUUUAAUGCGACGACCAUGCUGGAAUUAUUAAGAGGGAAGAGGCUAGUAUUUGUUGGGGAUUCAAUAAACAGGAACCAGUGGGAAUCCAUGCUGUGCCUGUUGAUGGGAGGAGUUCGAGAUCCGAAGAGGGUUUAUGAGACCCGUGGACGGAAAAUCACCAAAGAGAAGGGGAAUUAUAGUUUCAGAUUUGUGGAUUAUAAAUGCACAGUUGAAUUCUAUGUGACUCAUUUUUUGGUCCAUGAGAGCAAGGCACGGCUUGGGAAGAAGAGGAUAAAAACUUUGCGGAUUGACACGAUGGAUCGUGGCACAUCCAGAUGGAGAGGAGCCGAUGUUUUGGUCUUCAACACUGCCCAUUGGUGGUCCCAUUACAAAACAAAAGCCGGGAUCAAUUACUACCAAGAGGGGCGUCAAGUCCUUCCCCAGCUUGAUGUUUCAACAGCCUUCAGGAAAGCUUUAAUGACCUGGGCAUCUUGGGUUGAUAGGCACAUCAAUCCAGCCAAAACACAGGUCUUCUUUCGAAGUUCGGCACCUUCUCAUUUCAGGGGAGGUCAGUGGAACUCAGGGGGGCAUUGCCAAGAAGCAACCCGACCUCUUAAUACUUCCUCAAUUAACUGGUAUUCGGAGAAGAAUGCUAUCCUUGAGGAUGUUAUGAGGCAUAUGAAAACUCCUGUAACGUUAUUGAACAUAAGUGGUCUGUCUGCGUACAGAAUAGAUGGCCAUCCAUCUAUUUAUGGAGGACGAAUGAGGAAAGGACGCUCUUCCAACAUACAGGACUGCAGUCAUUGGUGUCUGCCUGGUGUUCCAGAUACGUGGAACGAACUUCUGUAUAUGCAUUUGCAAACUAAACUCCGUCAUAGUGUCCAGUAAAUGUAUAUUCGCUCAAUUUUUCUUAGUUGCUUUUUGGUUUUUUCUCAAGUAUAAUCUCAUUAUUUUGUUUUUCAAUUGAUCUUCCUAAUUUCGUGUUUGUUCACUUCCCCAUGGGCCUUUAUCUUUGUUGUAAGUGAUUGGAUUACGGCUAGGAAACAGGUGGAACUUAGGGUGAAAAUGAAGGGAUCAUAUUCUUUUUGGAAAUUAUUUUGCGAGUGAA